Molecule: messenger RNA, 3599 nt
Organism: Rhododendron vialii
Lineage: Eukaryota; Viridiplantae; Streptophyta; Magnoliopsida; Ericales; Ericaceae
Product: formin-like protein 6
Exons: 4
Coding region: 269-2995 (908 amino acids)
Biological process (GO): actin nucleation; actin cytoskeleton organization
Molecular function (GO): actin filament binding
Source: RefSeq, a predicted model, not a curated record
ACGAAUUAAAGAACUUAUAAAAGAAGCUCCCACAAUAUCAUUUUCCCUUAAAACAAAAGAAAAAGGAAAUGCGGCUCCUGCUGAUGUCAUCCACCAGAGCAUCCAGAUCUUGCAGCAGAAAGAAGCUUCCUUUAUCUCACUAGACUCUCUCUCUCUCUAUGUCUCUCGCAGGAGAGGAGAAUUGGAGAACUCUGCAGACCAACAAAAACCCAGAGAUGAAUUGGGUGAAAGAAAGAAACACAAGAUCAAAAACCCAGACAGAAAAACCAUGAGAGCUCUUCAUCAUAUGAACCACUUUUUCAUUCUCCUUUCAUUGCUCGUGUCCUUCACAGUAGUCCCACCACACCCCACCACAGCCUCUCCAACCCCCACAACACUUCAAGAUUUCACUGGUCAACAACAAAACAAUCCCAGAAGAAUUCUCCACCAACCUCUCUUUCCAGACAGCACCGCACCACCUACGGCCGCCGAUCCACCACCACCACCCCCCCCACCGGCCGCGCCCGAAUUCCCCAACCCCGACGAGCCAUUCUUCCCCGAGUUACCCAACGGGUCAGACCCGGCUCCAACCCAACAGCCGCCGUCGCCGCCACCGCCCGCCGCCAAUGCCUCGGCAAGCUCAAUUGCCGCACAACCCACAAAGCCCACCAAGAAAGUUGCCAUUGCGAUAUCAGUUGGGAUCGUCACGCUUGGGAUGGUGUCGGCAUUGGCAUUCUUCGUAUACAAGCACAAAGCGAAAACCCACGAUGAAUCGCGAAAGCUUGUGGGAGACAAUUCGCAGAGGGUUGAAGAUUCAUCAACCCCGCCGCCGUCGACUUUUCUCUACAUCGGGACGGUUGAGCCGUCGAACCGGACGGCGUUGAGUGAGGAGAAAGACGGAGAAAACGUGUCGUCGCCGUACAGGAAGUUGAGGUCAGUGAAGAGAUCAUCGGAUUGGUAUAGGCCGAGUCCUGACCUCCAGCCACUUCCGCCGUUGCCAAAACAGCCUCCUCUUCUCCCGACGUUGCACUCUCCUCCUCCGAUGUCGUCAUCAUCAUCGGAUGAGGAGAGUCAGGAGGAGACGGUGUUUUACACGCCGCAUGGCUCCUCCGUCUCCGUCGUGAGCAACGACGAAGGGUCUUUCACGUCCGGUUCACGGUGGAGCUAUAAGAGCAACAACACUAAUACUAAUUGUGUUGUUCCUCACUCUAAGAGAACUUCACCCAAGUCGAGGCUUUUUCAAUCGUCCUCGCCGCAGCCUACCCCUCCGCCACCGCUGCCACCAGCGCGGCCUGCUCAGCCAUUGACCCAAAUCACGUACGGUACACCAACUUCAUUUUCUCCCAAAAGACCGAAAUUCGCUCCGCCGCCACCGCCACCUAACAUGGCACGUCUCCAGGCGAUCACAACCCAAUCUGGGCAAACUUCUAAAAUCCCACCACCGCCUCCGCCUCCACCGCCACCGCCGCCUCGGAUUCCACUCUCUACGCAGCGGAAAGUAGGAGGGUCGGAAACAGGUGUACCCUUGGUACAUCUGCAAGAAUUGAGAAAGUCAUUAUCGAGGAUUCAAAACUCGAAAGAGAAUUAUGGCGUUGAGAAAACAAGACCUGUUGAAGAAGUUGGUAAGAGUGAAGGUGCCGGUUCUUUGGAGAGAGGUGAUGGUGAUGAUGCUGAUGCUGAGGGAUCGAGACCCAAGUUGAAGCCUCUGCAUUGGGACAAAGUCCGGGCCACCUCCGGCCGAGCAACGGUGUGGGACCAGCUGAAGUCGAGCUCCUUUCAAUUGAAUGAGGACAUGAUGGAGAGUCUUUUUGGAUGUAAUUCGGUGAAUUCAGCUCCGAAAGAGUUGACUAGAAGAUCAGUAUUCCCUCCUGUUGAGCAUGAAAACAGAGUGUUAGACCCAAAGAAGUCGCAGAACAUUGCUAUUCUAUUGCGAGCACUGAAUGUGACGAGAGAUGAGGUGUCUGAAGCACUUCUAGACGGCACUCCAGAAGGCUUGGGAGCUGAGCUUUUGGAAACAUUGGUGAAGAUGGCUCCAACCAAAGAAGAAGAGAUAAAACUGAGAGAAUACAAAGGUGACAUCACAAAAUUAGGGUCUGCAGAGAAAUUUCUAAAGACAAUACUUGACAUACCAUUUGCCUUUAAAAGAGUUGAAGCCAUGCUAUACAGAGCAAACUUUGAUACAGAAAUCAAGUACUUGAGGAAGACCUUUCAAACACUAGAGGAAGCAUGUGCGGAAUUGAAGAGCAGUAGGCUAUUCCUAAAACUCCUGGAAGCAGUUCUCAGGACAGGAAACAGAAUGAAUGUUGGCACCAACCGUGGUGAUGCUAAAGCCUUCAAGCUCGAAACACUUUUAAAACUAGCAGAUAUUAAGGGGACAGAUGGGAAAACGACUUUACUCCACUUUGUGGUCCAGGAGAUUAUCAGAUCAGAAGGUGGAGGUUCUGAUCCUACAACUGAAGACCUCCCAAAUAAAAUCAAUUCCAAAACGAAGGAGGACGAUUUUAAGAAGCAAGGAUUGCAAGUUGUUUCUGGUUUAAGCAGGGAACUGGGAAAUGUCAAAAAAGCAGCAGGGAUGGAUUCAGCGGUUUUGAGCAGCUACUUGUCGAAGCUUGAAAAUGGGCUUGAAAAAGUAAGAGUGGUUUUGCAAUAUGAGAAGCCAAAUAUGCAAGGGAAAUUCUUCCAAUCGAUGAAAACGUUUCUUAAAGAGGCUGAUGAGGGAAUUACAAGGAUAAAGGCAGAGGAAAAAAAGACCUUAUCCUUAGUGAAAGAGGUCACUGAGUAUUUCCAUGGCAAUACUGCUAAAGAAGAGGCCCAUCCUCUUAGGAUCUUUAUGAUUGUGAGAGACUUUCUCUCCAUAUUGGAUAAUGUGUGCAAGGAAGUAGGGAGGCUGCAGGAUCAUACAGUAGUCGGGGCCAGUAGGUCCUUUCGGAUACCUGCAAAUGCAUCAUUGCCUGUCCUAAACAGACACAAUGUGAGACGCUAUAGCAGUUCGGAUGAGGAAAGCUCGUCUCCAUGAGAAUAAGCCAAUAUGAAGAGCUCAAAUUUCUCGCGUGGAUAGUCGUGUUGCUAGAGAUAUACUCCGUAUUCCCACAGUUUCAGAAGGAUUUUCGUUGAUGCAGUCUCAUGGCUAGUUUACAUUCUUUUAUUUAUAGCUUAAUCAAAGGAGUAGGGUUGUAAGGAAGUGCAAAUAGCUAAAAGAGGAGCCUCACAUUGUCACCAAACAAGGAUAAGCAUCCUUAGAAAAGUCUGGCUUCCAAUGAAGAAAAGGAUGAAGGGACAGAAUAGAACUAAGGGCUUCGUGUCGAAUAGAAACACAAAUGAGAACAAUUCUCUGCAUAGUUCCAUCCAACCGCGUGAAAGAGACUCAAAUGUAGUCGAGCUUCAACACAAAGCAAGCCAGCAUGGAUCGCCAAUCAGGAAAAAUACAACUUCGGUUUUUGCACUCUGACAGAAAUUACCACAGAUAAAACAGUAUGUUUUGUUUCAAAUACAUUUUCAGGAGAAUAUAUUGUUCCGAUGCCGUAUAAGGCUAUAGCUUUCCUUUCUGUUCAUAUUGACAUUGAUUAUCAGCAAAUCUCUUUACUCUCGGUAUUAUAGAAUUUGUUUUUUCAUGCUUCAAA